Molecule: messenger RNA, 267 nt
Organism: Entrophospora candida
Lineage: Eukaryota; Fungi; Glomeromycota; Glomeromycetes; Entrophosporales; Entrophosporaceae
Source: the annotation of a GenBank genome assembly
AUGUUCAAUGUCAAACCCUUUUGUGCUUCUGAAGAUGCUGGUGGAGGAGCAUAUUAUUUUGCAAAAAAAGAUAUUGAUGCAAGAAGAAGAGCUCAAAAUUUGGCUAAAAUUAGACCAGAAGAAAAAUUAGAAUGGUGGGAAAAAAUUGAACGAGAUUCCAAGAAAGAUGGAUCAACUUCAACAUCUAAUAGUACUAAUGCUAACAAUCCUAAAACUAAUGGCAAUACUAGCAGUACACCAAAAACUUCUGUUGGUGAUAAAACAUAA